Molecule: messenger RNA, 846 nt
Organism: Lathyrus sativus (Indian pea)
Lineage: Eukaryota; Viridiplantae; Streptophyta; Magnoliopsida; Fabales; Fabaceae
Source: the annotation of a GenBank genome assembly
AUGGCAUUAUCAAUAUCACCCAUCACCGUCUCCAUCAUCACUCUCUUCCUCCUCUUCCAUCCAGCCACUUCUCAAAACAAUGAAAUUCUCAAAUCAACAACACAAACACAAAACGACUGUGAAAACCGUUGGAUCCACAUAAGAAAACUACCUUCAAUCUUCAACCUAGAUCUCCUCUCAAAUUGUUCCGAAUACACAUUCCUAGACGAUUUAUGUCCUUUCUUAGCAAACCAUGGUUUGGGUCAAAAAACCCAUAACCGUUCUCAUAGUUGGUACCGAACCGACCCGUCCAUGCUUGAACUCAUUUUCCAUCGCCGUAUGUUGGAGUAUCCAUGUUUAACGGAAGAUCCGAAUACCGCUAACGCCGUUUAUCUUCCUUACUACGCUGGUUUCGACGCUCUCCGUUAUCUUUACGGUCCUGAAUAUAACUCCAGCGAAGAACACGGUGUUCAGCUUUUUCAUUUUCUUCAAAACGAUGACCCUUCCAUAUGGAACCGUUUUUCGGGUCACGAUCAUUUUCUGGUUAUGGCCCGACCCGCUUGGGAUUUUUGUCAGCCGUUGGAUACGGAUCCUCGUCUAUGGGGAACUUCGUUCCUCGAGUUACCGCAGUUUUUCAAUGUAACGGCUUUGACUCUCGAGGCUCGUGCUUGGCCGUGGCAAGAACACGCUGUUCCUUUUCCGACGUCUUUUCAUCCGCCGAAUCUCGCUUUGUUGGAUUCGUGGAUUCAACGCGUUCGUCGGACGAAGAGGUAUUCUCUUGCUCUUUUUGCCGGCGGUGGAGGUUACUCUUCGACGCCGAAUAUCCGGCGGAGUAUAAGGAUUGAAUGCUCUGACAACAAUGAAUAG